Notothenia coriiceps (black rockcod) is the source of this 3913-nucleotide messenger RNA. Its product is annotated as ubiquitin carboxyl-terminal hydrolase 47-like. Bases 424 to 2169 code for a protein of 581 amino acids. The transcript is spliced from 11 exons. The record is from RefSeq and is a predicted model, not a curated record. NCBI's taxonomy places the organism in Eukaryota, Metazoa, Chordata, Actinopteri, Perciformes, Nototheniidae. Gene Ontology annotation, biological process: protein deubiquitination. Gene Ontology annotation, cellular component: nucleus; cytosol. Gene Ontology annotation, molecular function: cysteine-type deubiquitinase activity.
UAUUCUGCAUUUAGAAACUAUUAACAUAAUACUUAAUCAGAUGUAAUGUCUGUCUCUAUGUAUGACUUAAAAAGUGAAAUGGGAAAAAUAUAUCAUUAUCUUCAUAACUUUGCCAGUAUUAUCCAAUUUCUGGUUUCUUCAUGUUAAAUUGUACACCUUGCAUUCACAGCGUAUCCACCCUCAUGGUAUUAGCUGCAAUACAAUUUCCUCUCCACCAUCUUUCUUAACCAACAAAACACUAUCAUAAUACAUGCACAGACAUCUUUAAAACUCCUGUCUUUUUACUUUUCACUGUUAUUCUAUUGUCGUUGAUGAUUCCGUAGCUAGUUUAUUAGCAUUGAGUGCAAAAUAAGGCCAUACUCUAAAAAACUAAACUGUGACCAUUGAAGUUUUCCCUGCUUGCUGUCUCUUAACUUCUGCUGUAUGUUCUUCAACAGGAUGAGUCGAUACAUAAAAAAAAACAUUGUUUCAAAACAUUUUCAUUUGAAAGGCAUCAGGUAUGACGUUGUUGAAAAAUUCAGAGAGAAACUUGACAGCUUCACUAUCUCAGAUUACCAUGGCCUUAACAGUCCAGGUCUGACAUGCUAUCUGAACAGUAUUCUUCAGGUGCUUUACAUGACCGAAGACUUCCAGGAGGCUGUACAACAGUGCCACAAUAAAGAUUCAACAACCAUUGACUCACAGCUGGAAGGACUGUUUGCUGAUUUACGAAAAAGAAUUGCCAAAACACUUGACGUCACAGAAAAACUGGGGAUCACUAAUGUAUAUGAGCAACGCGAUGCUGCUGAGUAUUUUGAGAAGAUCCUGUGUAUGACCAGUCCGGUUGCAGCUCAGAUAUUCAAAGGGGAGCUGAAUCACAUCACAACAUGCCAGAAGUGCAAAGAGAGGAACCAGUCCAGGAGCUUUUUUUGGGUUCUGCCACUUGCAAUAGAAGACUUGCGUGGUCACAUCUACAGCGUGGAGAAAGGGUUAAAGGCAUUCUUCAAGGGGGAAAAAGUCAGCGGGGACGACAAGAUGUACUGCAACCAGUGCAAUAAAAAGCAAGACGCAGUGUUGCAAUGUGAGGUAACAACACAUCCAGGGAUUUUGACCCUCCUGUUGAAGAGAUUCAGCUUUGACUACAAGCUCAGGUGUUACGUUAAGCUCCACUGCAACGUGGAUGUCCCGAAAUCUCUGUUCAUCGGGAAAUGCAAAUAUGACCUCUACGCUUUAGUGAACCACUUUGGGAAUCUAACAGGGGGUCAUUACACUGCACACAUCAAAUCUAUUGAAACGGACACGUGGUACCACUUUAAUGACAACAUUGUUAACAUGGUUCAACCACCACUCAUUGGGGCUGAAAAUCACUCCCUAAGGUCCUGUACAGCUUACCUCCUCAUGUACAAGAAGGUGAGCAGACAUCCUGAACAAAAUGAUGAAAGCGAGGAUGAUCUCCGUUCACAUUCAGGAGUCGAUGCUGAAGGAAGACAAGACGAGACAGAGAGAGGAGAGCUUCCUGUUCCUCAUCAUCAACUCAAUGAUGGAAGCUGCCAUGGAGGGGGAAACCUGAAGCUCCUGAAUGCACCGUGUGUGAAGCCAGAGAGAAAAGACUCUGGAGCGGAUGGAGACUGUUUGCAAUCACACAAGUCAGAUUUUCCAACGCUACAAAAGAGUCACAAGAUCAGACAGCAGCUUGAUAGGAACUCAGAGGAGCCCAUGCAGCUUUUACACACCAGAGGGAAACACUCGGAACAUUUGGGAAGACACGAGAUGAACCAUGUGUUAGAGCAAUCCACAGAGAAAAGACUGGAGGUGAAUGAGACUGUCUUGGGAACACAGAAAGCUAAAGGAAGCUUUAGAAAUAGAGUCAAACAUGGGGAAGCAGAAGAACAUUUGUGUAGUUCUGAUGUGAAGUCACUUCCUGUUUCCUCUUCUUCUUCUUCUUCUUCUUCACUUACAUACUUGAAAGGACACAGGACGAUUAAAGUUUGCAUGCAGCCAUCCAUUAAGUGUAACAACUCUCCAAAACUAUGCAGAAAAUCCAACAAUUCGAUGAAAGACGGGGAGACCAUGCAACAUGCUGUGACUGCAGAUUGCACACAAACUGUGAGAAAAGAAGGGAAAAGUCCUGAAGAUAGAGGACAGUCUGCAAAGAGCAGGGACAGAGACAGAAAAGCGCCAUGGAAGUGAUGAAAUGCCAGGGAUAAUAUCUGUAUAUUUGUCAUAAGUGGCUUGGAUUUUUUUAAUAUUUUGAUAUGUUAAUGCUUUUUAAAUAGAGCAUUUAUAAUAAACUUGGAAUACAUGGCUUUUUUUUUUUUACGUGAAUGCAGUCAAAGAGAUUUCUAACUAGAAUACAGAGACAAUGAGCAUUGAAAGGCGGGUGCGUGUACCUUUAAGAUUAAGAACGAAACUGAAAGUAUUUAUUCAGUUCGUCGGUGUCGGUAAUCUGCAACCAAAUAAAGGAACCCAAACAGCAACACCGCAGAAAUGGUUGUGUCAAUCUUAAUUAAAGGGCAUUCUGGUCAGAAAUAUCAAUUGGUGCUGGACGACACUGAGUUUCAGGGCGCCACAGUGCUGGAUCUGAAACACAAGAUUGCAGCUCUCGAGGGAAUUCCAGUGUCACAACAGCGACUGAUCUUCGGAGACAACCAACUGGAGGACGACUUUCUACUAUCACACUACGGAAUUCAAAAUAAUUCAACCAUUCACACGGUGUUAAAAUUGUGUGGUGGAGGUUGUUCUGGGGGCCCGGGAGAUCCUGGACUGGGUGACAAGGAUGGGAAACACAGUAGUAAUGAAAGGCUCGCUGACUUUUAAAACCUUCCCUGGACAGAACUGUUUCCUGGAGACAUUCCAAUAACACACCAGAGCUUCACACAAGUGCCCAAACGAUUAUCCCAUAUCACACUCUGCUGGGAUUUUAGUGUAAAACCAAUAUUGGAUUAAUCAUUUCAUUUCAUAUGUCUUGUUAUGCGCCUGCUCUGUGUGUGGACUGUUUAAAGUGUUUGAACAGGGAAAGUUAAUGGAUGUGUCUCGCAACUUGAUUUUUUUACACAACUAUCAGGGAGUGGCUUAAAGUGCAAAUCACUGUCAUCACUACCAGUCCACUUCCUGUAGCAUAAAUGCUAAUGCUAACCUUGUUUCACGUAUUGUAUAUUUAACAAUCCACAGAGCUGUUUCAUGAUAUCAAUGAUCAGGCAACACAUGAAAAGCGUUGACAGUUGUCAAAAGACUACAUUUAUUUUAAUAUGUGUCAUUAUUUGUUUUAUUUAGCUGUUGUUUAACUCAGUCCAACAUACAUGUAUUCACUAAUGUGCAGCUGUUAGUCAUCCAAUAUAAAAUCUACACUGACUAAGAAAAGCCUGAUUCAGUGAUGCAGUUGUUAAUGAUGAAGAAAGCAGCCUUCAGUGGCAACAUGUCAAAUAAUGCAUUUUAAAACGUUGUGCAAAAACUGAUGUGUUUUCUGCUCACAAUAUAAAUGAACUAAUAAACUUUUAUUAUAGUAAACCUGGUUUAUUUGAUGAGUGUAUACUACAGGGUAGAUAAGGCUACAGCAUUGUACUGCAUCUUAACAUGUAAGUAUUGUCUUUUCCAGAUACAUGCAAUAGGAUAGCAGAUGAAUAGACAAAAUACCAAUACUUGCCUCUGAAAUAUAGUAGAGGAGAAUUAGGCUCUAUAUAGAACAUGUCAAAAUGUUGCUUAUACAGUUCUUUACUCAUUGUACUACUUAGUUUGUCGUAGCUUAUUAUUUAUGUUACGACUACAUCAGUAAAGAGCCGUUAAAUGUCCCUGUCAGUCGUGAGAGCCGCCUUAUGUACACUGAAAAAACUGAAACGUUGACUUUAAUUAAAUCCUUUUGACUUGGAAAAGCGGUAAUGCUUGCGGUUUCCAUCACAGCAGACAGCCAACAUGUCUGGAGAACAUGCUGGACAAA